Molecule: messenger RNA, 3625 nt
Organism: Aspergillus wentii DTO 134E9
Lineage: Eukaryota; Fungi; Ascomycota; Eurotiomycetes; Eurotiales; Aspergillaceae
Exons: 3
Coding region: 275-3355 (1026 amino acids)
Source: RefSeq, a predicted model, not a curated record
CGUUUUUCUCUUUGGCUGACUUUUCUUUCUCCCUCUUUCAUCAUUUUUGGUUCAUCGGUUUGGAUACUUCUGACUCUCUAUAUACUCUCUCGUUCUUGGAUUAAUUUCGCUUUCUGGUGGGAAUUUAAUUUGACCGAGUAACUACUGCUGGAGGCUGUUGUUGACUGCAAAGCUUCCACCGCUGUUUCGCAGACGGUCUGAACCCAGUCCGUACGACUGAUGCUUUGAUCUCGAAUUCUUCUUCGACCAUUCAUAUCCCUCCCUGUAUUUCAUAAUGAUGGAUUUUCAAAAACAUCCCCCUCAACCACAGCAAUAUCAUCGUCCUUCUGCUUUGUUUGUCGCUCCCCACGACCCUCGUGUUGUUCCUGCACCACCGCCUCGCCCUUACGGUCCACCACAUCCUGCUGUCUACGAUCCUUUCCCCCGCCGUGAAACCAUCUACAGCUUCCCUUCAUCAUCAUCGUCGCCAUCCCCGGUUACUGCCGCUGCUUACGUUCAUUCUUCGCUUCGUGCGGACUCCAACGCAUAUCACGCAUCAUCUGCGAACCACGGUUCGGUCAAGAAGCAUAAUUUGGACAAGGUCGGGAUGAAGGAUCGUAAUCAUCAGGUUUAUUAUAAUCAGAGACAUAGUUUGGCGUAUCCUGAAGGUCAACACGAACAGUCCGCGCCUCCUACGUUGGGCACUCGUCAAAUGCCGCCUCCAUCCCCGCCUCAACACUACCCAUCGCGAGGACAAUCUGGAAGUGCAUCCCAUCAUGCUCUAUCCAACCCUUUCUUGUCGCGUGAGCCUCCUAGCAAUCCGGCUCAUCGUCCUGGUAGCAGCAUGUCGAUAUCCGCCAUGCUAGGCUCGGACGCUGACCGUCCACCCCGGGAUGUAGGAUCCUCGUCGAUCUUUUCGCGCCUCCCCGUUUCCUCAGCGCCCUUUGCCAGCGCCCCGCCCCAGACAGCCCCCGGCGCCAUGUCUCCGCCCACCGCACCCGCUAGAACCUCCUCGCUCGAAUACCCGCUCUUUCGGCGAUCCCAGACCCCCGAAACGUCGUUUGCCAAAAGCCAGUCGGCCCGUCCCUAUCGCUCAAGCUCCGGGGGUGUUCCACAGCCACCAGUAUCAGCAGGUUUGUCGCGUCCGCCGCUUACAUCGCAGCCCACGCACCCAUCCCCACAGAUGUCGACCGCAGACUCGUAUAAUGAGCACCGCCGCUUAAGCUUCAACGGACCUAUUCCCCGACCGAAUAGCCAACCACAGCAUAUUGACCCUUCUGCGCGUCCGUCAGUAUACAGUCCGCUCUCGCGACCGGCACCCGGGUUGGCGGAAGGCUCGUUGGGUGUGGCGCAGCAGCGGCCACCUUCGUACUUGGGUCUUGAGUCGCAGCAUAGCAGAUUCGGUGGUUUGUAUGGGGAACGUCAAGCGGAGGAGCAAGCACACAGGGAAAGGGAGCGGGAAAGAGAGAGAGAAAGGAUUAUGGCUCACGAGGCGGAAGCCAGGGCGGCCCAUCAUCAGCCCGCGCGCUACGGAUCACACUAUGGAGAAAGAGAAGCCGGGGCCAGUCGCCAUCCCAGUGCAUCUACAUGGGAGAUGGGUCGGUCGCAACCACCUUCGCCUGAAAGCAAGCGCUUUCCCGCACCCGAGCCUGGCUCAGGAUUUGGCUUUGGCGCCAUUCAGAGCUACACCAAGUCUCUGGGGUCUCAAAUGGGAGGGUCUCGACAGCCUUCACUGUCAAUGCAGCCCCGACAGGGUCAACCCACCCCCCCUCCUUCUGAACAGCCUUACUUGAGCAGGUUACAGACCGAGCAGCCUCGAAUCUUUGCCUCUACUCCAUCCGCCGGGCCUUCCCCCUUGAUCCACUCUGCGCCUGAUGACCAACGAAGAAAAGGAAGUGAUGAACUUUUCCAUCACCGAAAUCUCCUUGCCGUUGGGGCAGAGGGAAAACGUGGUGGGCGAGCCUCACCGCUCCCACAAGCGGUGCAGGGUGCCCAGGCCCAGAUUAUGGGACCUGCAGGGGAAACUGGUAUCAAGAAUGAGCUCGGACGAGUUUUCUCCGGGAUCGGCAGUGGUGUCGGUGGUGUCACUGCACCAACAGCCGUAAGUGGGCCUUCAACGCCCAUGACUGCCAGCCCAUUCAAGCGCGAGGGCGCCACCGCUCGAUCAACCAACAGUGAGACGACAACAGAUGAGACUAAGAUCGGUCGCCCUGGAUCUACGACCGGGAAGCGAUCGAGGAAGUCGCGUGAGGACGAGGGCCAGCUGGAUGGUGAAACAGGCGGUAGCGAUUCAAGACUUGGAACUUCUACACGUGGUCGACGAGGUCGCCAUGUUCACCAUCAUCACCAUCAUCACCAUCACCACCGGCACAAGGCAGACGAAGAAGCUGCUCAUCGGUCUCUUCCAUCGAUGAACCCCUUCCACCGGACCUCUACGCCGGCGGAAGCUGCCGCGCCGGGAACGGCCGGACAUCAUCACCACCACCAUCACCAUCACCACCAUGCACCCCGACCGGCGAUGCACAUUGCUGCCUCCCCCAUGCGUGAACCCCGCACGGUGGUCAACAUUGAGCCGGUGCUUUCUAAUGUGGCGCAUCUUCCCAGGCAUCACCUGGGGUCGACGCUUUAUGCCCCUCGCAUUGGUGUCCCCACAUCCAAAGCAACACUGGAAAGUGCCAAGUUUGGAUAUACUACGACGCCGCUCCCGCUGCCUCGAUUUGAAGGCCGGGAAAACUGCACUUUUACUAUUCGCGUGCCCCGCUUCCGGAUCGAUACAAGCCACCGCGAGGAGAUCUGCGCCCGGCGCGCCCUCUGGGGCACGGGCAUUUACACAGACGAUUCAGAUCCUGUCGCAGCGGCGAUCCACUCCGGGUUCAUUCGUGGAGCCUGGGGCGAGGAUGUAGACGAGACGAUGCUCGAUCUUGAGAUCAGGGAUACCUAUCAACAUGCACCUAAGAGUGCAGAUGAAAUGAGCGCGGACUCGGAGGCCACUGCAGGUGAGCGACCGCGCGUCCCACCAGCAACACCGUCGGACAAGGACUUGCACAUUACUCUUCAGAUCCUACCGAAACUGGAGCAGUACGAAUCGAGUGUGAUCUUUGGGCUCAAGUCGCGGCCGUGGGACGGCAUGCACGACGGAAUGAGCUUCCGUGUCCUUCGCGUGGAGUGGGUGGAAGAAGGCGUGGGCCGGGGCGAAGAGCGCAACGGUGAAGCCCGGCGAAAGCGACUGCGGAACCUGAUGCAGACGGGGCGUAUUUGCACCGGGCCCGGUGUUGUGAAGCUGGAGCAGCUGCGCAAAGGAGUGAUUGAAGUGCCACGGCGGAAGAUUGGAAUGGACAACCAGGAACGGUCAGCACCGGUGCAGACCGUUUCGUAGGGAAGUCCAUGGUAAUUAUCAAUACUGGUUAUUUAUUGAUCAUCUAUUAGUAUUUAUUAGCUCGAUCUGUUGUUCUAGUGCUCGGUUACUACUAGCGAGGCGUGGUUGCGACAUUCUCGGUUGUUUUACAGGAUUGUCUUUGAACGCAGUAAUUACUUUUAUUCAGCGAAUAUAAUGAUCUUUAUUCUAUCAUGUCUCUUGAUGCAAUUCGUACCUUCAAAAUUAAAUGGCCUGCGGGGAAUGCGAGUACCUUAACAGAAUAUGCGUGUC